UUGCCCCAACACGCGAAAUUACACGUCCGUUCAACCACAGCCAACUCAGAGUGCUCAGCGAGCAGAGUGGUUGAUGAAACACCGUCGUCACGUGCAGGGCAGAACACGCUCUAUUGCGUCUGGCAAUGCGAAGAAGAGCAAUGCAAACGGAACUUCUAAUCUGAUUUCAAAGGAGGUGCGCCAGUUCUUAAAGCUAUUCACGCGGGAGGUAUGCAUGACGUUCAUGGAUGAGGGGUUCGCAGCGUGUGCGAUGCGUCGCGAACGUGCGAGGGCAGAGCAGCCACAAGAGGUCCAGGCUCGUGGAGUGCCACUACCGGCAGAUGUGUUGGAUUCUUUAUACAGCCAGGUUGUUACUCAGCUGCUCUUCCAGAUUCUCGGGUGGACUGAAAAAGAGGCGUCGCGAGUGUUACAAACGGUGGUGCGGCAAAUAAAGCGAUGCUUCCCCCCUUCUCCCAACCUAAGCCCGCAGAUGUGA
This is a messenger RNA of Trypanosoma cruzi, 475 nucleotides long. RefSeq lists its product as uncharacterized. The annotation marks the transcript as partial. The transcript has a single exon. The record is from RefSeq and is a predicted model, not a curated record. NCBI's taxonomy places the organism in Eukaryota, Euglenozoa, Kinetoplastea, Trypanosomatida, Trypanosomatidae.